AGAAGAGUUAAUCAAGGAAGACACCUGAAGGAGGUGGGUGUUCACUGACUAGUGGCAGGAUCAGUGAAAUGACUGGAGCUGAGGCAGAUUACCGCCCUAGCUACAGGCCCAGAAGUUUGAAAAGAAAGAUGUUGUAACCCUAACCCUCGAGCCCAACUUCCUCUCCUAACAAUGCUGGGGAGGAACCCAGGCUGGGGGAGAAGUUAAAGCCAGCGGAGGGGCAGGAAUGUCUGAGGUGGCAACACUUCUCUUCAGCCAGACAGCGCUGGCCAGUGUGGAGUCUGUCCAUCCUGCAGGCCACAAGCUCUGGAUGAGGAACUUGAGGCAAGUCACUAGCCCCUGAUCAUUUUCGCCUAAAAGAGCAAGGACUAGAGUUCCUGACCUCCACGCCAGUCCCUGAUCCCUGACCUAAUGUCCCUGCAAAAUGAUGGUAAAACGAAUAUAUAUAUAUACAUCUACGGGGGCCUGGGGCUGGGCGGGCUCCUGCUUCUGGCAGUGGUCCUUCUGUCCGCCUGCCUGUGUCGGCUGCAUCGAAGAGUAAAGAGGCUGGAGAGGAGCUGGGCCCAGGGCUCCUCAGAGCAGGAACUCCACUAUGCAUCUCUGCAGAGGCUGCCAGUGCCCAGCAGUGAGGGACCUGACCUCAGGGACAGAGACAAGAGAGGCACCAAGGAGGAUCCCAGAGCUGACUAUGCCUGCAUUGCUGAGAACAAACCCACCUGAGCACCCCAGACACCUUCCUCAACCGAGGCGGGUGGACAGGGUUCCCCUGUGGUCCAGCCAGUCAAAACCAUGGUCCCCCAACUUCUGUGUCUCAGUCCUCUCAGUCCAUCUCGAGCCUUCGUUCAGAAUGAUCAUCAUCAAAACUUAUGUGGCUUUUUAACCUCUGAAUAGGGAAUUUUUUAAAAUUUUUCAAAAAUUAAAAAAAAAAAAAACACGUGGCUCACCCUUCCACCCA
Nomascus leucogenys (northern white-cheeked gibbon) is the source of this 955-nucleotide messenger RNA. RefSeq names its product leukocyte specific transcript 1 (gene LST1). Lineage: Eukaryota; Metazoa; Chordata; Mammalia; Primates; Hylobatidae. The record is from RefSeq and is a predicted model, not a curated record. Gene Ontology annotation, biological process: cell morphogenesis; immune response; dendrite development. Gene Ontology annotation, cellular component: membrane.